Messenger RNA from Phaeodactylum tricornutum CCAP 1055/1, 1890 nucleotides. RefSeq lists its product with no specific name. The record is from RefSeq and is a predicted model, not a curated record. The transcript has a single exon. NCBI's taxonomy places the organism in Eukaryota, Bacillariophyta, Bacillariophyceae, Surirellales, Neidiaceae. Bases 26 to 1789 code for a protein of 587 amino acids. Gene Ontology annotation, molecular function: DNA binding.
CGAGAAGUUAUUGGGCUUUGUUUCCAUGGGCUGGAGCGGCUCAAUGUGGUCUUCGACACGGCGAAAGUGCCGCGUCGGCACGAAGCGAUUCCCAUGCAUUCCAAAUGGCCGUUGUUGCGUACACCAUUCCGAGUCAGACAAUUCUCUGCCAGAAGAUAUGAUUGUAUAUUCAAGGCUCGGGAAGAGACCAAUUGCGAUGCAUCGUCGGCGAAAGCCGAUCGCCAAUAUGGUGCUCAUGUACGCCGUUUGUGCAAUACUGAGUUCUUGGUCUCCGUCGGGUGCUUUUCAUUCGCCUUUUCGAAUCCAGCCCAACCCAAAUACCCGCCCGAGACCUAGGACUUUGAGGUGGCAGAAACCAGUCAUAGACCGAUCACGACAGCAUUUGUUUGUGGUUUUAUUUGAUUCCGAAACCCAGGUAGAUGUAGAAGUAUCUGGAUUGACGGGUCAACAACAUUCAAAGAACUCGGCCUCCGAUAGGGAGGAUAGUAGCCACCGGAUUGCGGUCAAUGGAGACACUGACACAAGAACGAAAGUCAGCCAUUUCCCUACAUUCAAUGGCGUCACCCAUUCAAACGGGCCGGCUUCCGUGACAUCCGCAUCUCCGCAGCACGAGGAAGAUUAUCCUCGACCAACCGAAAACGGUGGAUACACCCACACGAACGCUUCCCGUGCUAAAAUAUCGGCCGCCAACAAGGGCAAGACACCGUGGAACAAGGGCAAGUCACGUUCGGACGAAACACGUGCAAAAAUUGCGGCUGGUGUACGGGCUCGGAACCGCCAACGCUUUUUAGAGAAACUGGAAGAUUUGGGCGUGACAGAGGAGCAAUACGAAGAGCAAAAGCGAGAAGUUAAGCGUGUUAGAGAAGCAGAACGCCGGGCGCGGCGUACCGAAAAUGGUGGGUACCGGCCCACCGAAGCAACGAAGCAAAAAAUAAGUCAAAUUUUGAAAGAAAAAUACGCGAGUGGGGAAGUCAAGCCGCGCACAAUCGAUCCCACAAAGGUCCGGAAAGGAUUUACACACUCGGAUGAAACCCGCAGGAAAAUAUCGGAAUCCCUGAAACGACGAUGGGCGGAUGAUGAGGGAUAUCGCGAAAAUAUGAUGGAAAAGUUCAACACCGCCAAUGCAAACAGCCAAGUUCGUGACAAGAUUAGUGCUAGUCUGCGGAAAAAGUGGCAGGAUCCCGAGUUUCGUUCCGAAAUGCUCGAUAAGAUUGCCAACCGAAGGCCUACGGCUGGAUCGACGCGCGAUGUAACACAUCGUGCCAAAAUAAGUGCCGCAAUGAAAGCCAAGUGGAAGGAUGAAGAGUAUCGAAAAAAAGCUCUGGAUUCGAUCGCUAAACGGAAAGAAGGAAUGCUUGCAAAGCGGCCAUCACGGUCACCAAAAGAGAAGACUCCUCGAAAGAGGUCAGCUCACAAUCCCUCAGCGGGAAUAAUUGUAGUGGACCCAUCGAAGCCGAAAGCCAAUUCCCAUACGAAAUCGCUGAGGCCCACAAAAGGCAGUAGAGCAUCUACUGCAGCCACGCCAAACAAACUCAAAGUGCAGAAAAAGGUGGCAAAGAAAAAGACCAAUGUUGUGCCGAAAAGAAACAACUUACCCGAUGCGACUCCAGCAGCCAAGACGAAGAAAAUGAAGGCCGAUGGCAAUGUAGAUUUGCUACGAGAAGAGAGACGUGAUUUGUAUGAUUUGCUAUACGGUGACGAUGAAAGUCCCAUCGCUGGUGGCAAGAACUUUGAAAUCGGCGACGAAAACCUGGAUUCGUACGAUCCUUACGGGUUGGAAGACUUUUAAGGGUCUACUCCGCUUUAUCUCCCACCCUUUGCGUCCUUUGACUCAUCAAAAGUGCAAAAUAGCAACUGCUCUGUUAUUACUAGUCACACAUUUAUCUUCAA